UUUUGUAAUUAACCCUUUAAUAACUACAAUUUUGAAGGAUCAUUCUUUCUCGCCUCGUUUCGACGAGUGAAGCUAUGGCGAGGGAGACUGGGCGAUCCUUUGGUAACUGCAUCAGUCCAGAGGCCGCGAGCUCUUCCAGUUCGUUAAAGAACGUUUUAGGAUAUCUUCAAGAUUACAUACCACAGAGUUAUGCAUCAACCGCCCCCACGUCAGGCAGUAACCUACACAGAGAGAUUGUGCAUUGGGCUCGGUUUGAGACUGAAGAACACGUUAAUGGGUUUAUGAGUGAAGAAUUGGCUCAAUCCUCACAGCCGCUGGUUUUAUUGACUGGUCUUUCCUCUGGGAUUGUGUUAUGGAUGAUAACACCUAAUGGAGAUGCUAAAGAAGUUUAUUCAACACUUCAAGAUGGAGAGGGACCAGCUAAACUGGCUACCCUCCUCAAGUCUCCUCCUCCUGGUGAAGAUGAGUUCAGUUCAAGUCGGCCAUUACUAGCUGUAGUUAGGAAGGGAAGUGGUAUGCAGAAGCACCUCCAUUCUACAGCUGUUGUGAUCUCUCUGAGAGGAGGAGGGAGGGAAGUAAAGAAAUUUGAAUUUGAGAAGAAUUCAAUACUAGACAUUAGUUCAAACAAACGUGUGGUAGUCAUUGUCCUUCAGAAGAGAUUGGUCCUUCUUGAUGCAGGAACUUUUGAAAAGAAAUGGAUUAUAAAAACUGGCUACCGUGGCUCUGAACUAUGGACUAAUCCUAUAGCACUGGGAGAGAGAUGGUUAGCCUUCUCUGAUUUGAAGGUUCAUCCCCACCUGCUCUCAGUUGGGGGCGUGUCAGAUAGACUCACUCCUCCUGUGGCCUCUACUGUAGUGAACACGGUAAAGAAAGGAUUCAAUGCUCUCUCUGAUACACUCAGUGGACUCACUGGCAGGAACUCAUCACAGUCAACAAGGACCACACCCUCUUCUGGUGAAAAUUCUCCUCCUGUUGUUACUAUACUGGACAUUGAGUAUUCUCGUUCCGGAGAAGUGCAAGUUAGUGAAUUGAGGAAGACAGAUGGUGUCUUGGCUCACUUCCUGUGCCAUACUAUCAGUGAUACAUACAUCACUAUGCUCAAGUUUAACAGGAGUGGCAAUAUUUUAUUUUCUGCUGAUUCUGAAGGACAGUAUUUCAAUGUGUUUCAUAUAUCGCCAAAUCUUCUUGGAUCAAGCGACUGCAAAGUUGCCCAUCUUUAUUCUUUGUACAGAGGAACAACCACUGGAAUAGUUCAAGAUGUCAGUUUCUCUAACGACAGUCGCUGGUGUGCUGUAUCCACACGUAAUGGAACAACUCAUCUCUUUCCUAUAUCACCUUAUGGAGGUCCAGUCACAGUUCGUACCCAUAAGGUAUCUCACGUGGUCAACCAGUACAGUCGGUAUCAUACCAGUGCUGGUAUUGAAGAGGCUGGGACUGGAGGAGGAGGAGCCUUUAAUAACGGAGGAACAUCACCACUGAUGAUACCUUCACUCCAGCAGAUAAAACAGCAGUAUCUACCAGGUUCCAAAGGUAAUUCACUGGCCAGUGAUGAUGGUACUGACUACAUUUGUGUGAGGGCUCACUUUGCUCCCAUAACAACGGAUAAUAACAUUAACUCACUUAAACUUAUCGAUUUUACAGAGAACAAGGCGGAGUACUCUAUCUACAUACUGGGUGGAGACGGUUCCUUGACUGAGUACCUACUGGGACCGAUUGAGAACACUAACAAUAAUACUGGGGCCGGAGGGGGCGUGGUCAACGAGAGUGAUGAAGAGACUCAAAUCGGAUUACAGUCGGCACCUAAAAUAACAUGGAAAUUAUUGAGUAAGCCGUUUGAUGCCCCUCCCACUUUAAGUGACGAUAAUCAUCUGAUAUCACUCCACAAACUUCAUCAGGAAAAGAUGCAAUCCCUCGGAGGUGGUUCCAUUUUUUUACCCGAUAAAGAAGGCUGGCUAUCUCAAGUUGAGUUACUCUCAUAUGCUCCGCCCACACGUCGGCUCUGGAUGGGACCUCAGUUCUCAUUUAAACGAGUUUCUCAACCAACCACUGAUGAAGAGGAAGAAGGACUGGCCUCUCCUCUAGCCGUCUUACCCCCGUCCCAAGAUUACCUGGGGAGUAGUGGGGGAGGAUCGCUGGGUAGUUACGUAACGUUUGGCGAGAACGAGAGUCUCCCUGCUAGUUAUAGUGCAGAGUCUUGUAACAGGAGGAGGAGGAGGGGAGGAAGGAAGGAGGACGAGACUAGCGAGUCAAACUGCUCUAGUUUGGAAGACACUGAUGUUGAAGCUUUUGGCUCCUGGAAGGAUGUAGCCCCUAAGUUGAAAGGAGGCGGAGCUGAUCUUGAGCUGCUGAUAGAAGAGGCAAUGAGCGAUCGGCUUAUAAUAACGGAUGAUAAACAAAACAGUAAACACAAACAAGAUUGUUUACUGAUAGCACCGGAAACAGAAACAGCAUUAGGAGGAAAGAAGAAGUCCCAUAAAAAGAUAGUUCAGGAAUUAUAUUAGAAUAAUAAUUAUUAGAUAUAAUUAUAAUAUGAGAGGUAGAAUUGAAAAACUUUAUACAUGCAUGAAGAGACGAAAUAUUUUUAUUUUAAGUAUUAUCUCAUUACAUCAUCACAUCUAUUAUUAGAUUAGUUUUAAUGAAA
Amphimedon queenslandica is the source of this 2641-nucleotide messenger RNA. Its product is annotated as breast carcinoma-amplified sequence 3 homolog. Gene Ontology annotation, biological process: response to starvation; autophagy. Gene Ontology annotation, cellular component: cytoplasm. Bases 75 to 2501 code for a protein of 808 amino acids. The transcript is spliced from 20 exons. The record is from RefSeq and is a predicted model, not a curated record. Lineage: Eukaryota; Metazoa; Porifera; Demospongiae; Haplosclerida; Niphatidae. Gene Ontology annotation, molecular function: protein binding.